Messenger RNA from Dendrobium catenatum, 1111 nucleotides. Its product is annotated as DNA repair RAD52-like protein 2, chloroplastic. The transcript is spliced from 4 exons. The record is from RefSeq and is a predicted model, not a curated record. Gene Ontology annotation, molecular function: DNA binding. Gene Ontology annotation, biological process: double-strand break repair via homologous recombination. Lineage: Eukaryota; Viridiplantae; Streptophyta; Magnoliopsida; Asparagales; Orchidaceae. The coding region runs from base 146 to 733 and encodes 195 amino acids.
GUGAUCUGGCAGAUGAAGCUCUGUCGCGAUAACGAUAGCAGAGGGCAGGUAACAGCGGCGCUCACUAUGGCUUCGCCUUCAGCUUAAAACCUCUGAAACCUUUGGAAUUUUGGUCCUCUCUUCGGUAGCUAUCGAACAAUUGGUAAUGGAAUUGGCAAGAAAUGCGGUGUUUACACCCUGCUCUGCCCUUGCGGUGCCGCCGUGCUCGUUUCUAAAGCCGGUGGUUGUGGGGUUCGGCGGCGGCCGGAGGGAAUUGGUGGCCGCGGCCUCGCUGGACAAGGACGGGUUCGGCAGAGGAGUUGGGCCGUCCGGAAGGAAGAAGAUUGGUACGGCCAAUUCUAACUAUGUGGUUCCACUCGACAUGCCGACGCCGGGUCUCGUUCGCCCCCUUGCCGAGAUUCUCCGCGACCUGAACAGUCGGGUUUCGGAGAAAAUAAUCAACCCUGAAAAUAACUCCAUUCCUUGGUAUCAUGCAAACAGAAUGCUGAGCUUCUAUGCUCCAGGCUGGUGUGGAGAAGUACGUGACGUAAUAUUCUCUGAUGAUGGAAGUGUAACAGUGGUGUACCGUGUUACAAUAAGAGGAUCAGAUGGAGAGGCACACCGUGAAUCUACAGGGACAGUAUCCUCAAGGAAUAACCAGUUUGAAGAUCCUGUUACUGCUGCAGAAGAAUUAGCCUUCUGUAGAGCCUGCGCUCGGUUUGGUUUUGGCUUGCAUUUGUACCAUGAAGAUUAAAGUUUUGUUUCGGACGACUUUUUUGUUGCUUCUUAAACAGUUUUUUAAUAUAAAAAUUUUAAUUUUUAUACUAAAAAACUGCUUUAAGAAGCAGCAAGAAAGUCGUCCCAAACAAAGCCUAAGACUUUUAGCUGAAAAGGUAAAUUUUGAGCCGAGAAUUCUUGCAUCUGAGGAUAUUUGAGUUCCAAAGAAACUGACUGUACUGUUAUAUAUCAAAGCAAGCUUCCAUAUAAAUGAGAAAUGUUCAUUGUAAAUAUGAAUAUUGCCUGGUAAUUUUUAGUUGUGUGGGUUUGUUAUUAGAGAUAUGGAACUAAAUAACAUUUUUGUUCUGAUAUAGUAAUGUUAAAUACAAUGACAUGAACUAGUAAUUAGUCACCA